Molecule: messenger RNA, 1560 nt
Organism: Nannizzia gypsea CBS 118893
Lineage: Eukaryota; Fungi; Ascomycota; Eurotiomycetes; Onygenales; Arthrodermataceae
Product: high-affinity glucose transporter RGT2
Exons: 3
Coding region: 1-1560 (519 amino acids)
Biological process (GO): transmembrane transport; carbohydrate transport
Cellular component (GO): membrane
Molecular function (GO): carbohydrate:proton symporter activity
Source: RefSeq, a predicted model, not a curated record
AUGGCGGGCACGGCAGACGUCUCGCGCGUCGAGGCGCCGGUGACGCUCAAGGCCUACCUGAUGUGCGCCUUCGCGGCCUUUGGAGGCAUCUUCUUCGGCUUCGACUCGGGCUACAUCAACGGCGUCAUGGGCAUGGAGUACUUCAUCACCCUCUUCACCGGCCUCAAGAAGUCUGACUUCGUCGACAACCCAGAAGGCUUCACCCUUCCCUCCUGGCAGAAGUCCCUGAUCACCUCCAUCCUCUCAGCCGGCACCUUCUUCGGCGCCAUCGCGGCCGGCGACCUCGCUGACUUCAUCGGCCGACGCACCACCAUCAUCAUCGGCUGCGGCAUCUUCAUUGUUGGUGUCAUACUGCAGACGGCUCUGCGGGCCUCAACCUGCUCGUGCCGACGUCUGAUCGCUGCAUCGGCGUCGGAAGGUCAGAGGCGCCAUCGUCUCCGGAUACCAGUUCUGCAUCACCGUGGGCCUCCUGCUGGCCUCUGCGUCGACUACGGCACCCAGUCGCGCCAGGACUCGGGUUCCUACCGCAUCCCCAUCGCCCUGCAGAUGCUCUGGGCCCUCAUCCUGGGCGGCGGCCUCUUCCUCCUGCCCGAGUCCCCCCGUUACUUCGUCAAGAGAGGCAGGCUCGAAGAUGCGCAGGCGUCGCUUGCUCGUCUGCGUGGCCAGGACCGCGACUCAGACUACAUCCGCGAAGAGCUCGCUGAGAUCGUCGCCAACCACGAGUACGAGAUGCAGGCUGUGCCCCAGGGUUACUGGGCCUCCUGGCUGCACUGCUUCCACGGCAGCCUCUUCAACCCGGCCAGCAACCUGCGCCGUAUCAUCCUCGGAACCGCCCUGCAGAUGUUCCAGCAGUUCACGGGUAUCAACUUCAUCUUCUACUUCGGAACCACCUUCUUCCAGGACCUGGGCACCAUCGAGAACCCCUUCCUCAUCGGCCUCAUCACUACCCUCGUCAACGUCUGCUCUACCCCGAUCUCCUUCUGGACCAUCGAACGCUUCGGCCGUCGUGCGCUGCUCAUCUGGGGCGCCGUCGGCAUGUUCACCUGCGAGUUCAUCGUGGCCAUCAUCGGCGUCACGGACGGCCAGAACAGAAACGCCGUGCAGGGCAUGAUCGCGCUUAUCUGCAUCUACAUCUUCUUCUUCGCCUCGACCUGGGGCCCCGGCGCGUGGGUCGUCAUCGGCGAAAUCUACCCGCUCCCCAUCCGAUCCCGAGGUGUCGGUCUCUCCACCGCCUCCAACUGGCUCUGGAACUGCAUCAUCGCCGUCAUCACUCCCUUCCUGGUCGGAACCGACAAGGCCAACCUCGGCGCCAAAGUGUUCUUCAUCUGGGGCUCGCUCUGCGUAGGCUGCUUCCUCUUCGCCUUCUUCCUCAUCCCCGAAACCAAGGGCCUCACUCUCGAACAAGUCGACAAGAUGAUGGAGGAGACCACCCCCAUCAAGUCCGCCAGCUGGAAGCCACACACCACCUUCGCUGCCGAGAUGGGCCACGUCGCUACCGGAGGAGCUGCCGACGAGAAGUCUGCUGCCUUUGGCGAAGCUGGUGCAGACUCUGCUGUUUAA